Molecule: messenger RNA, 6543 nt
Organism: Colletotrichum truncatum
Lineage: Eukaryota; Fungi; Ascomycota; Sordariomycetes; Glomerellales; Glomerellaceae
Product: polyketide synthase
Biological process (GO): secondary metabolite biosynthetic process; fatty acid biosynthetic process
Molecular function (GO): phosphopantetheine binding; fatty acid synthase activity; 3-oxoacyl-[acyl-carrier-protein] synthase activity
Source: RefSeq, a predicted model, not a curated record
AUGGCCGACAAGAUGUCUUAUCUCCUCUUCGGAGACCAGUCACUUGAUACCCAUGGAUUUCUCGCCGAGUUCUGCCGCCAAGGAAAUCCGAGCACCCUUGCGAAGACGUUCCUCGAGCAGGCUGGCCAGGCUUUGAGGGAGGAGAUCGAAAGUUUGGGGAAGUUGGAACGGUCGAAGCUCCCCAUGUUCAUGACCCUCCGCCAGCUGAACGAACGAUACCACGCCCAGAGCAUCAAGCACCCAGGCAUCGACAGCGCUCUGCUUUGCAUUACCCAACUGGCUCACUACAUUGACCGCGCUGAAAAGGAGCCUCAAGAUGCUUGCCUUCAUGACCAUACUUUCUUCAUGGGUCUUUGCACGGGGCUUUUCGCCGCCGCUGCCAUCGCCUCGACCCCCUCAGUCUCUACCUUGAUACCCCUUGCCGUCCAGGUAGUCCUCAUGGCCUUCAGAACUGGCUCCCACGUCGGUUCGUUGGCUGAGAGACUCAGCCCGCCGGUCGGUCAAUCUGAACCCUGGACACAUAUCCUUCCUGGCCUGAAGGAAUCCGAUGCCAAAGAGGCACUCACUAAUUUCCAUGAAUCUAAUUACAUUCCCGUCGCCAGCCAAGCAUACGUUAGCGCUGUGUCGGCAUCAAGUCUGGCGAUCUCCGGACCGCCAGCUACUCUGAAGGCUCUCGAUGACCAGAACGUCUUCGGCGUCAAGUCGACGGCGAUCCCGGUCUACGGUCCCUACCACGCAGCCCAUCUUCACGGCACCGCCGAUGUCGAGAAGAUCCUCCGCCUCAACGACCCCGAGGUCGCUGAGAUCUUGGCCAAGACCAAGCCCCGCUCUGCCAUUAUGUCUGGUACCAAGGGCAUCUGGUUCGCCGAGACCGACACCAAGUCUCUGCUCCAGGCUGUUGCUCAUGAGUGCCUUGUCGACGUCCUUCAGUUCCAGAAGGGCAUCGAGGGCUGCAUCGAGACUGCUCGCGAUUUCGAGGGAUCAACAUGCCUCGUGAUCCCCUUCGGCCCCACGCACAACGCCGAGACUCUCUCCAAGGUUAUUCAAGACCGCACACAACUUGAUGUCAUUGUCCGCCCUGGACCCAAGAUCACGAGGGAGAGCUACACCUCCAAGAUUGGCAACCACGGUUCCAACGGCAAGUGCAAGCUUGCCAUCGUUGGUAUGGCCGGUCGUUUCCCCGACGCUGCCAGCCACGAGAAGCUGUGGGAGCUUCUCUCCAAGGGUCUUGACGUCCACAGAGUCGUCCCUGCUGACCGUUUCCCCGUUGCCACCCAUUACGACAUCACUGGAAAGGCUGUCAACACCAGUCACACCCAGUAUGGAUGCUGGAUUGAGAACCCCGGUUACUUCGACCCCAGGUUCUUCAAUAUGUCUCCCCGUGAGGCCUUCCAGACCGAUCCCAUGCAGCGUAUGGCUCUGACUACCGCCUACGAGGCUCUCGAGAUGUGCGGUUAUGUCCCCAACCGAACUCCCUCCACGAGACUGGACCGCAUUGGUACUUUCUACGGCCAGACUUCUGACGAUUGGCGUGAAAUCAACGCCGCCCAGGAAGUCGACACCUACUACAUCACUGGUGGUGUCCGCGCUUUCGGCCCCGGUCGUAUCAACUACCACUUCGGCUUCAGCGGCCCCAGUCUGAACAUUGACACGGCCUGCUCUUCCAGUGCUGCUGCCCUCAACGUUGCCUGCAACUCUCUGUGGCAGAAGGACUGCGAUACCGCCAUUGUUGGUGGUCUGUCUUGCAUGACGAACCCGGACAUUUUCGCCGGUCUUAGUCGUGGACAGUUCUUAUCCAAGACUGGACCCUGUGCAACCUUCGACAACGGUGCUGAUGGCUACUGCCGUGCCGAUGGCUGCGCUUCCGUCAUUGUCAAGCGCCUCGACGAUGCCAUCGCAGACAAGGACAAUGUUCUUGCUGUCAUUUUGGGUACUGCCACCAACCACUCUGCCGAUGCCAUCUCCAUCACCCACCCUCACGGCCCUACCCAAUCCAUCCUGUCGAGCUCUAUCCUCGACGAUGCUGGUGUCGACCCCCUUGAUGUUGACUACGUCGAGAUGCACGGUACCGGUACCCAGGCCGGUGACGGUACUGAGAUGGUUUCCGUCACCAACGUCUUCGCUCCUGCUGAUCGCAAGAGACCUGCUGACCGCCCUCUGUACCUUGGUGCUAUCAAGUCCAACGUUGGCCACGGAGAGGCUGCUUCGGGUGUUACCGCCCUUUGCAAGGUCUUGAUGAUGAUGCAAAAGAACGCCAUCCCGCCCCACGUCGGUAUCAAGAAGGAGAUCAACAAAACCUUCCCCAAGGAUCUUUCGGAGCGCAAUGUCAACAUUGCCUUCCACCUGACCCCCUUCAAGAGGAGAGACGGCAAGCCCAGACGUAUCUUUGUCAACAACUUCAGUGCCGCUGGUGGUAACACUGGCCUUCUGCUUGAGGAUGCCCCGCACCUACAGCCCGCUGAGGUCGACCCUCGCAAUGUCCAGGUCGUCACCGUCACUGGAAAGUCUAAGGCUGCUAUGAUCCGCAACGCUGAGAGACUUGUUGCUUGGAUGGAGCAGAACCCUCAGACUCCCCUGUCGCACGUGGCCUACACCACCACUGCUCGUCGCAUUCAGCACUACUGGCGCAUGAACGUGGCAGCUUCCGACUUGCCUGAUGCCCAGCGUCUCAUCAAGGAUAGACUCAAGGAGAACUUCACCCCCAUCUCCACCCAGCAGCCCAAGGUUGCCUUCAUGUUCACCGGCCAGGGCUCCCACUAUGCCGGUCUCGGCAAAGACUUGUACGCGAACUAUCGCGUGUUCCGUGAGAGCAUUGAUGAGUUCAACCAGCUCGCUCAGAUUCACGGCUUCCCCAGCUUCCUGCCUUUGAUUGACGGCAGUGAGCCUGAUGUCUCCAAGCUGUCCCCUGUCAUCGUUCAACUUGGUCUCUGCUGCUUUGAGAUGGCUCUCGCCCGCCUUUGGGCUUCCUGGGGCAUCCGCGCUGGUGCUGUCAUGGGUCACUCCCUCGGAGAGUACGCUGCUCUCAAUGCUGCUGGUGUCCUAUCUGCCAGUGACACCAUCUACCUUGUUGGAGCUCGCGCUCAGCUUCUUGUUCAGAAGUGCACCGCUGGUACCCACGCCAUGCUCGCUGUGACUGGCUCCGUCGACGCUGUGAUGGAGGCUCUUGGCUCCGAGGCCGAGUCUGUCAAUGUCGCCUGCAUCAACGGCCCCCGCGAGACCGUUCUCAGCGGUGCUUCUGCCAAGAUCAGCGAGAUCUCCUCGCACCUUGGCGCUGCUGGCUUCAAAUGCACCCAGCUCAAGGUGCCCUUCGCCUUCCACUCUGCUCAGGUCGAUGCCAUUCUCGAUGAUUUCGAGACUCUCGCUCGUUCUGUGAGCUUCGAGGUGCCUCAGAUCCCCAUCAUCUCUCCCCUCCUUGGAAAGAUUGUUGAGAAUGAGCCCAUCAACGCUGCCUACCUCCGCAACCACGCUCGUGACGCAGUUAACUUCCUCGGCGGCCUCGUCCACGCGCAGCAGUCUGGUACCAUUGACGAGAAGACUGUCUUCCUUGAGAUCGGCCCCCACCCCGUCCUGGCCAACUUUGUCAAGUCUUCUUUCGGCAUUAGCUCUGUGGCUGUUCCCACUCUCCGCCGCAACGAGUCUACCUACAAGGUUCUCAGCAACACCCUGUGCACUCUGCACACUGCUGGCCUCAACCUGGAUUGGGAUGAGUUCCACCGUGACUUCAGCGAUUGCACUCGCCUUCUCGAUAUUCCUACCUACUCCUUCGACGAGAAGAACUACUGGCUUCAGUACACCGGUGACUGGUGUCUCACCAAGAACCGCGGCCCUGCGGCUGUCAAGGCUCCACUGGAGAUUGAGGCGCCCAAGCCCAAGCUCUCUACUACCUCCGUUCACGGCAUCACCAACGAGGAUAUUAAGGGAGAUAUCGCCAUCAUUGAAACUGAGACCAACCUUUCUCGUCCUGACACCCGACCACUCGUCGAGGGCCACUUAUGCAAUGGAGCUCCUCUGUGCCCUUCCACCCUCUAUGCCGACAUGGCGAUGACCAUUGCGGACUACGCGUACAAGACGCUCCGCCCUGGCACUGAGAACAUUGGUUUGAACGUCGCUAACGUCGAGGUUCCCAAGACUCUCAUCUUCGACGAGAAGCUUGAUGCUCACAUCCUCCGCACCACCGUCACUGCAAAUGCCGCUCUUGGCUAUGCCGAUGUCAGCUUCCACACUGGCGAGGGAUCCAAGAAGGUUGAGCACGCGCACUGCAAGGUUGUUUACGGAAGCACUGAGCAGUGGGCUGAUGAGUUCGAGCGCGUCAACUACCUUAUCAAGGGCCGUGUUGAUGCUCUUGAAGAGGCUGAGCGACAAGGCAAGGCUUCCAAGAUUGGUCGUGGCUUGGCUUACAAGCUCUUCACCUCUCUGGUCGAUUAUGACCGCAAGUACCAGGGUAUGGAAGAAGUUAUCUUGGACAGCAAGACUUGCGAGGCUACUGCCAAGGUCACUUUCCAGACUACUGAGAAGGAUGGUGACUUCUUCUUCAACCCUUACUGGAUUGACAGCUGUUGUCACAUCUCUGGCUUCAUCAUCAACGGCACCGAUGCUGUUGACUCUCGCGAACAGGUCUACAUUUCUCACGGCUGGGGAUCUCUCAGGUUCACCGAGAAGCUUGACGCCAAGAAGUCUUACCGCUCUUACAUCCGCAUGCAGCCUGUCAAGGGCACUAAGAUGAUGGCCGGUGAUGCUUACGUCUUCGACGGAGAUCGUAUCGUCGGUGUUGCUGGCGAUGUCAAGUUCGCUGCCAUCCCCCGCAAGGUUCUGAACAUGGUUCUGCCUCCUCGCGGACGUGCCGCCGCCGGUGUUGCUGCCGCUCCUGCCGCCCCGGCCAAGGCUGCUCCUGUCAAGGCUGCUUCCAAGGAGAAGACUACCAAGGAGAAGGGUACCAAGCAAGUUACUGCCAACAACCUCAAGGCUGUCAACGCCAAGCUUGCCAAGCGAUCCGUUGUUCAAGAUGUCUUUGACAUCUUGGCUAAGGAAGUCGGCGUUACCCACGACGAACUAGCUGAUAACAUUGCCUUCACUGACUUGGGUUGUGACUCCUUGAUGGCUCUGACAGUUUCUGGCAGAAUGCGUGAGGAGCUCGACAUUGACAUCGACUCCCACGCUUUUGUUGAGCACCCAACGAUCGGUGCCUUCAAGGUUUUCCUCGCCCAAUUCGAGACUCCUGGUCGCAAGGACAGCUACGUCCAGGAUUCUGGCGACUCUAGCGGCUCAGUCUCUGAGACCCCUGAGCUUGAAUCUGACUCGAACGUGACCACCCCUUACGAGGAGAGCGACCGGUCGGUCAAGGGUGACGCCGAUGAGGAGGAGGCUUGUGAUGACCUUCAAAGCAUUCUUCGCGAGACCAUCGCUACCGAGAUGGGUGUUGAAGUCGAUGAGAUUGUCGCAGCUCCUGACCUGGCCGCCCUUGGCAUGGACUCGCUCAUGAGCUUGUCUAUUCUCGGUACCCUCCGUGAGAAGUCGGGCAUGGACAUUCCCAAUGAUCUGUUCGUCACCAACCCCUCUCUCCUGGAUGUUGAAAAGGCUCUGGGUGUUGGCCCGAAGCCAAAGCCUGCGCCUGCACCCAAGCCGGCGAAGGCUGCCCCCACUUCUCGCCGCGAGAAGGUUGAGCCUACGAAGGAGAUCAACACUCACCCCGGCAACACCACCGCUUCCAUCACUAAACCUCCCCCGCCCAAGAAGAUUAUUGACAACUACCCCCACCGCAAGGCUACUUCCAUCCUCCUUCAGGGCAGCACCCGCACCGCUACCAAGAACUUGUGGAUGGUUCCCGACGGCUCCGGAUGUGCUACCUCUUACACGGAGAUUAGCCAAAUCUCACCCGCUUGGGCUGUCUGGGGUCUCUUCUCCCCCUUCAUGAAGACUCCCGAGGAGUACAAUUGCGGUGUCUACGGCAUGGCUUCCAAGUUCAUCGAAGCCAUGAAGGCCAGACAAGCCAAAGGCCCCUACUCCUUGGCGGGUUGGUCUGCGGGUGGUGUCAUUGCCUACGAGAUCGUUAACCAGCUCACCAAGGCUGGCGAGACCGUCGACAACCUCAUCAUCAUUGACGCUCCCUGCCCUAUCACCAUUGAGCCUCUUCCCCGCAGCCUCCACGCCUGGUUCGCUUCCAUCGGUCUUCUAGGUGAGGGUGAUGACGAGAGUGCCAAGAAGAUCCCAUCCUGGCUCCUUCCUCAUUUCGCCGCAAGUGUCACUGCCCUUAGCAACUACACUGCGGAGCCCAUCCCCAAGGAGAAGUGUCCCAACGUCAUGGCCAUCUGGUGCGAGGACGGUGUCUGCCAUCUCCCUACUGACCCUCGCCCGGAUCCCUACCCCACGGGUCAUGCCCUCUUCCUUCUUGACAACAGGACGGACUUUGGUCCCAACCGCUGGGACGAGUACCUGGACAUUAACAAGUUCAGAACCAGACACAUGCCUGGUAACCAUUUCUCCAUGAUGCAUGGCGACUACGCCAAACAGCUUGGUACUUUUAUUCGCGAAGCAGUCUGCGAGUAA